GAAAAGAAACAAAAAAUGGGAGACAAGAGUAAUCUUCCUCUCUUUGAAACAAAGUCAGCCAACAACCGCUUCAUCUUCAGAUUAUACACACUUUCCAUCUUCAUCAGCAUCUGCUUCAUCUUCUACUUUAGAAUCCAUCACUUGCCAGAGUCCAAAACAGCUGAGAAGUUGGCCUGGCUUGGAGCUUUCUUUUCUGAGCUCUGGUUCGCUUUUUACUGGUUUCUCACCAUCAUCGUAAGAUGGAACCCUUCGUAUCGCCAGACCUUCAAGGACAGGCUUUCUCAGAGGUACGAGGGGGUUUUUCCUGGAAUAGACAUAUUUGUGUGUACAGCAGAUCCUGUAAUAGAGCCACCAACCAUGGUGAUCAAUACUGUCUUGUCAAUCAUGGCAUACAAUUAUCCACCAGAGAAGAUGAGCAUCUAUCUCUCCGACGACGGCGGUUCGGACCUUACUUUCUAUGCAUUACUUGAGUCUUCUCAAUUCUCCAAGAAAUGGCUUCCCUUUUGCCGGAAGUUCAAUGUUCAACCAAGAUCCCCGGAGGCCUAUUUUAGAAGUGCUGUUGAGCCUCUAAAUGAUUGUCUCUGGUCCACGGAGCUGUCCUCCAUUAAAAAUUUAUACGAGGACAUGAAGAAACGAAUCGAAACAGUAGCAGAGUUGGGACGGAUUCCAGAUGACAUUCGCAAGCAACACAAAGGAUUUCUUGAAUGGGACACUGUCUUGAGCCAGAGAGAUCAUCAAACAAUUCUUCAAAUAGUGAUCGAUGGAAGGGAUCCCAUGGCAGUGGACAGUGAAGAACAGCCUCUACCAACUCUGGUGUACUUGGCCAGAGAAAAGAGACCACAAUACAACCACCAUUUCAAAGCAGGAGCUAUGAAUGCUCUGAUCAGGGUCUCAUCGAGGAUCAGCAACGCGCCCAUCAUCCUUAAUGUGGACUGCGACAUGUAUGCGAACAACAUGGACUCGGUGAGAGAUGUACUGUGCUUCUUCAUGGACGAAGAGAAUGGUGAUGAGAUUGGUUUUGUACAGUUCCCGCAGAACUUCGAUAACCUCACGACCAAUGACCUAUACAGCAGUUCCUUUAAUGUACUAAGCAAGGUGGAGCUCCAUGGUAUGGACAAUGAUGGCGGACCACCAUACAUCGGCACCGGGUGCUUUCAUCGGAGAGAGACACUGUGUGGGAGAAAGUAUAGACAGGGAAGUAAAAGUGAGUCCUUGAGGUGGGAUCAUCACCAGAGGAUACAAGAUAGUGCAAGUGUCCUAGAAGAAACAUGUAAACCACUAGCCAGCUGUGGCUAUGAAGAGAACACCGAGUGGGGAAAGGAGAUGGGUCUAAAGUAUGGAUGCCCAGUGGAAGAUGUCAUUACCGGUUUCACAAUCCAAUGCAGAGGUUGGAGAUCAAUCUAUUUCAACCCCAAAAGGAAAGGCUUUCUAGGAGUUGUUCCCACCACAUUGUUGCAGUCCCUAGUUCAACAUAAAAGAUGGACUGAAGGUGGUCUCCAAAUCUUCCUGUCACAGUACUGUCCUCUGUUGCAUGGACAUGGUAAAAUCCCCCUGAAGUUGCAACUCUCAUAUUGUGUCCACUUGCUAUGGGCGGCAAAUUGCUUGGCUUCUCUGUACUAUGUGACUAUUCCAUCUCUCUGUCUACUCAGAGGCAUCUCCUUGUUCCCCAAGGUUUCGAGUCAGUGGAGCUACCCAUUCAUCUAUAUCAUUAUGGCGACUAGUGCAUACAGUGCCGGAGAAUUCAUAUGGUGUGGAGGCACUCUUCGUGGUUGGUGGAAUGACCAAAGAAUGUGGCUCUAUAAGAGAACAACUUCCUAUUUCUUUGCCUUCUUGGACAACAUUCUGAGGCUGCUGGGUACUUCCAAGUCUGCCUUCGUCGUCACUGCGAAAGCGGCAGACAAUGAUGUAUCAAAGAGGUACGAGCGAGAGCUUAUGGAGUUUGGUGCACCCUCUCCUAUGUUCACAAUCCUAACUACCCUUGCUUGGCUCAAUGCGUUGAGCUUUAUUGGAGUUUUACUGAAGUUAGCAGUGCAUGGUCAGACUCCAGACCAGCUGGCUAUGCAGAUCAUAUUGUGCGGUUUGCUGGUCUGUGUCAACCAGCCUCUAUAUGAAAGGUAUUUUCUUACGAAAAGACAAGGGAAAAAUGCCCACUUCAGUGGCAUAUAAAUCUGCAGUCUAUGCUCUAGUAGCCUGUUCUUUAGCCUAUGUAUAAUCUACCAUGCACUGUAUUGGCUAGAAGUUGCCGAAACUUCAUGAAUAUUUAUAUCACACACUAGACAUGAUACAAAGUAGGAUGCCAUCAGGAAGGACCUGAUGUGAAAAACUUUCUGCUGCUAUUGCUCUGUCCUAUUUUGUGUAGUCUUUAUCAUUCCUAUUAUUGCCAUCUCAA
This is a messenger RNA of Eucalyptus grandis, 2389 nucleotides long. Its product is annotated as cellulose synthase-like protein E6. The transcript has 8 exons. Gene Ontology annotation, cellular component: plasma membrane; trans-Golgi network. Gene Ontology annotation, molecular function: cellulose synthase (UDP-forming) activity; mannan synthase activity. The record is from RefSeq and is a predicted model, not a curated record. Lineage: Eukaryota; Viridiplantae; Streptophyta; Magnoliopsida; Myrtales; Myrtaceae. Gene Ontology annotation, biological process: cellulose biosynthetic process; plant-type primary cell wall biogenesis. Bases 16 to 2166 code for a protein of 716 amino acids.